AUGUCGCCCUCAGUAGAACCCCCAACAGCUCAGAAGGGUCGCCUCCUGGCCCUGGGCUGCGAAGGCAGCGCAAACAAGCUCGGCGUCGGGGUCAUCUCGCACUCGCUGCCGCUGCCGCCCAUCCCCAGCAACACGCAGCCCGAGGCCGAGGUCCUGUCCAACAUCCGCCACACCUACAACGCGCCCCCGGGCGCGGGCUUCCUGCCCAAGGACACGGCGCAGCACCACCGGUCGCAGUUCUGCAACGUGACCCUCGAGGCCCUGCGCGCCGCCAAGGUGACCAACCCGCGGGAGCAGAUCGACUGCGUCAGCUUCACGGGCGGGCCGGGGAUGGGGGCGCCGCUGACGAGCGUGGCGGUCGCGGCGCGCACGCUGGCGCUGCUGUGGGGCAAGGACGACAGCAUGGUGGGCGUGAACCACUGCGUGGGCCACAUCGAGAUGGGGCGGUCCAUCACGGGCGCCGACAACCCCGUGGUGCUGUACGUGUCGGGCGGCAACACGCAGGUCAUCGCCUACGCGGAGCAGCGCUACCGCAUCUUCGGCGAGGCCCUCGACAUCGCCGUCGGCAACUGCCUCGACCGCUUCGCCCGCACCAUCAUGAUCCCCAACGACCCGGCCCCCGGCUACAACAUCGAGAUGCUGGCCAGGAAGAGCAAAGGUGAGAUCCUGCACGACCUGCCCUACGCCGUCAAGGGCAUGGAUUGCUCCUUCAGCGGCAUCCUGGCCAAGGUGGAUGACCUUGCCGCGCAGAUGCUGGCAGGGAAGAAGGUCACCACGGCGGAGGGCAAGGCCGUCGAGAUCACCAAGGAGGACCUGUGCUUCAGUCUGCAAGAGACCGUGUUCGCCAUGCUGGUGGAGAUCACAGAACGCGCCAUGGCCCACGUUGGAAGCCAGCAGGUCUUGAUCGUGGGCGGCGUGGGCUCGAAUAUCAGGUUGCAGGAGAUGAUGGGUGCCAUGGCAAGGGACAGGGGAGGCAGUGUAUAUGCGACAGACGAGAGGUUCUGUAUCGACAACGGCAUCAUGAUCGCGCACGCUGGACUACUGGCGUACGAGACCGGCUUCCGGACGCCUUUGAAGGACACGACGGUCACGCAACGGUUUCGGACCGACGAAGUCCACGUCAAGUGGAGGGUCUGA
Messenger RNA from Diaporthe amygdali, 1137 nucleotides. RefSeq names its product glycoprotein endopeptidase kae-1. Bases 1 to 1137 code for a protein of 378 amino acids. Gene Ontology annotation, cellular component: EKC/KEOPS complex; cytoplasm. NCBI's taxonomy places the organism in Eukaryota, Fungi, Ascomycota, Sordariomycetes, Diaporthales, Diaporthaceae. The record is from RefSeq and is a predicted model, not a curated record. Gene Ontology annotation, biological process: tRNA threonylcarbamoyladenosine modification. The transcript has a single exon.